GUUGAUCUUACUAUGUGUCAAAGGGUUUGGAGAACAUUGUUUAAAGAAGCAUUUUCCUGAUUGAUGAAAAAAUAACUCAGUUAUGGUCAUCUACCCCCGUAGGUGAUACGGUGUGUUAUGUAGUACUUAAUAAAAAUAUAAUGAAGAAGAAAGCAAGCAAGCAUUCAGCCGGCUGUUUGGGGCGACGGACUUUCCAUCCCAGAACCACGGCCCAAUUUAUCCGUAACCUUGUGGAGAAGACCCCGGUGCUGGUGAACGCUGCUGUGACUUAUUCGAAGCCUCAGUUGGCCACAUUUCGGUACUACGCCAAGGUUGAGCUGAUUCCUCCCACCCCUGCUGAGACCCCUAGAGAUAUUCAGAGCCUGAAAGAAAUAGUCAAGAGUGCUCAGACUGGUAGCUUCAAACAACUCACAGUUGAGGGAGCUGCGCUGAAUGGUUUGGUGACCACUGAGGUGCUGAUGUGGCUUUAUGUCAGAGAGAUCAUAGGCAAGCGUGGCAUCAUUGGCUAUGAUGGUGCCCGGGGCUUCCGAGGAGGAGUCAGUGGGCUCAGCAUGGAGAAGGUGGUAGCCGGAAAGAAUUGCGAGGAAGAUGCAGGCAGGCUGGAAAGGCUGGGGAUCCCCCGGUACCUGCACAUCUGGGAGGGUCCCCAGCUGAUGAGUGGGCGCCUGGGGGGCGAGCGCAGGCUGACCUGCCCGGGCGCUCAUCUGGUGGCGGCGGCGGCGUACCAAGCCUUCCUGGGUCCCCCUUUCCGCACCACGCCCUGGGGGGGGUAG
This is a messenger RNA of Cebus imitator (Panamanian white-faced capuchin), 773 nucleotides long. RefSeq lists its product as uncharacterized. Gene Ontology annotation, molecular function: proton transmembrane transporter activity. The coding region runs from base 141 to 773 and encodes 210 amino acids. Gene Ontology annotation, biological process: proton motive force-driven ATP synthesis. The record is from RefSeq and is a predicted model, not a curated record. Lineage: Eukaryota; Metazoa; Chordata; Mammalia; Primates; Cebidae. The transcript has 3 exons.